Messenger RNA from Aspergillus ruber CBS 135680, 1677 nucleotides. RefSeq names its product oxidoreductase tpcJ (gene tpcJ). The transcript has 3 exons. Bases 1 to 1677 code for a protein of 558 amino acids. NCBI's taxonomy places the organism in Eukaryota, Fungi, Ascomycota, Eurotiomycetes, Eurotiales, Aspergillaceae. Gene Ontology annotation, molecular function: oxidoreductase activity; copper ion binding. The record is from RefSeq and is a predicted model, not a curated record.
AUGGAUCUCACAAUGCUACGCUCCAAACAACCAAUCAACCAAACACAAUUCGAAAAGUACGACAUUAACACCAAUUACUACGAUUCCUCCCCAAACACUGGCGUCGUGAGAGAGUACCAUUUUGACAUCAUAAAUACAACCGCUGCCCCAGAUGGCAUCGAACGACCCGUGCUUCUGGUUAAUGGCCAAUUCCCCGGUCCAACAAUCGAAGCCAACUGGGGCGACAUCGUCAAAGUCCAUGUUACGAACCGCAUGCAAAAUAACGGCACAGGAAUACACUUUCAUGGUAUACGGCAGUUUUUCACUAAUCAGAUGGAUGGCGUCCCGUCGCUGACGCAGUGUCCCGUCGCCCCCGGUGAAAGCUACACCUAUGUCUGGAAAGCGACACAGUACGGCACCAGUUGGUACCACUCGCACUUCGCAUUGCAAGCAUGGGAAGGAGUGUUUGGAGCAAUGGUUAUUCAUGGUCCUACCACAGCGGAGUAUGAUGAAGACUUAGGCCCCUUAAUCCUCAGCGACUGGUCUCAUCAAACCGUCGACGAAAUGUAUCAAACUCAGCUAGAGGUGUUCCUGCCUGCCCAAAUGCAGGGGGGUCUGUUGAACGGGAAAAAUGUGUGGGUAGAGAAUGGCACGACGGUUGGGGAGCGGUACAAGACGACUCUCGCUCCGGGGAAGAGAUAUCGAAUCCGCUUGAUAAACGCCGCAGUGCACACGCACUUCCGGUUCUCCAUCGACCAGCAUAAUGUUACAGUCAUCACUAGUGACUUUGUGCCCAUUGUACCGUUCGAAACCAACGCCGUGCCUAUUGAUAUGGGCCAGCGCUACGAUAUCAUAGUCACAGCAGACCAACUCGCUGAUAAUUACUGGAUGCGCGCGGUGCCACAGUCAAUCUGCAGCAACAACACAGCCGGUGAUAAUAUCAGGGGCAUCCUGCAAUAUCAGGGAGCGAAAAAUAGCACUGACCCAACGUCAAUCCCGUUUGACAACCUCGACUCCAGAUGUGAGGAUUUCCCUGCUUCGCAGCUGGUUCCCUGGGUUGGUCUCAAUGCACAAAUCAGUAGCACUGCCAAAACCGUUCACUCAGAGGUUAGCUACAAUAAAGUCGGUGAUGUCCCACUGUACCUCUGGACACUGGGAGGGGAUUAUUUCAAUAACUCCUGGUCCAGCCCAACGCUGCAGCAACUUGUACCGGGCAAGAGCAAUACCGAUUUGAUGACCGAUAAAACAGCAGUGCAAGUCAGUACACCAGAUCAAUUCGUAAUCUUGGUCGUCCAGACAUUUUUCAGGGCGCCGCACCCGAUUCAUCUUCAUGGCCAUGACUUCCUAAUCCUAGCCCAAGGCCUCGGGACAUACUCACCCACGAAUGUAUCCCUGAAUACAAACAACCCACCCCGCCGAGAUACCGCCACGUUACCUUCAGAGGAAGGUAGAGGCGGGUAUCUGGUAAUGGGCUUUGUGGCAAAUAACCCAGGCGUCUGGCUGCUGCAUUGUCACAUCGGGUUUCACCAGUCACAAGGGUUCGCGCAGCAGGUUAUCGAACGACCAAAUGAGAUUGAACGGACCUUGGAUCGAGGUGUUCUGGACAAGACUUGCAAGGCUUGGGAUGAGUAUGGGAAGGCUAAUCCUUUUGGAGUACGGUAUACAGGGAGGAAUGGGCCGUAUGAGUCGGGGAUAUGA